Molecule: messenger RNA, 1023 nt
Organism: Fomitopsis serialis
Lineage: Eukaryota; Fungi; Basidiomycota; Agaricomycetes; Polyporales; Fomitopsidaceae
Exons: 7
Source: RefSeq, a predicted model, not a curated record
AUGGUUCUCCUCGGCAUGAUUGUUGGGGGCUUCCGCGUCCUCAGCCAUCUCGCCCAUGCCUACGGUCCUCCCGAUGGAAGUCAGAGGAUGGUUGGCAUCCCGAGCACCCGCGGUCUCUGCUCUGGGAUCGCCGGUACCCUUGGCACGGUUGCCUUCCAAGUCGAGAACUCACUCAGUGGGUUUGACGACACGACCUCUGGUAUGCUCGACUACUCUGUCAUGGUUCUCGGCCACGGAAUGGUAUCCAACGUGGCGACACUCUUCUUCGGCGACGUCCGACAACCUCGCCUUCGUCAACGACACCUUUCUGUCCACGGUUACACGGUCUACGGCUUCACCGACCUCGUUCUGCACCUCGUUCGCGAAGACCCCGACAACACUGGCAUCCUCGAACAAUCCGCCACGACGACGGACAUCAUCGUCGCACCCAAGUACGAGCUCAUCCUCUGGUCCGACGCACACCUGUCCCCGAUCCCCGAGCCCUCGCUGAUGACGAAGGAUCUCAUCGUCGCUCCAGCCUUCGAGCUCGCCGUCUGGGUCCCUCAAAACACGUGCCUCAUCUGCGAAGCCCCUCGCCCUCAGGCUCAGCCCGUCCUCCUCGACGCUGCUCCUCGUGUUCCGGAACUCGAGCUUCAUAUCGUCGGCCUCACUCUCGGUACGGCCGCACAGGUCUCUGGUCAUGGUCUCUUCUCCUUGUCCGUGAUCACGACAUCAUGGUAUAACACCGGCAUCGGCUGCGGCCCCAUUAUUCCCAUACACAUAACGAAUUACCACCCUCCCGCAAGCGGUCAACCCAGACUCGAUCCGGGCUCAGAGGACCUCUCCGAUCUCUCAGAUGAAGCCCUCGAGCGCGAGAUCGCUGAGCUCAUGCGCGCGAUGGCUGAGCACGACGCGAACAUCGACAGGCUGCAACGCGUCCUCAGUCAAGUAGAGAGGCCUCGCCAGCGCGGAGGGCGCGGCGACGACAGGCUUGCGCUCGCCCAGGCAAGAUGGAUGAUGCAGAGGAAGAAGAGGAUGAGGAGG